Poecilia reticulata (guppy) is the source of this 1064-nucleotide messenger RNA. Its product is annotated as complement factor I-like. Gene Ontology annotation, molecular function: serine-type endopeptidase activity. Gene Ontology annotation, biological process: proteolysis. The record is from RefSeq and is a predicted model, not a curated record. NCBI's taxonomy places the organism in Eukaryota, Metazoa, Chordata, Actinopteri, Cyprinodontiformes, Poeciliidae.
CGCUCAAAGCAGAUAUGCUCCUGUGAGUAAUUUAUUUUGGGUACAUCAAUAAUGAAAUAUCUAACUAAAAACGGAGUGAAACAUGCAGAUGGAAAUACAACAUCCAACUUUUCGGCAUUUGAAGUUGCACAAAGAGAAACCAGAGCCAACAGGAAACACCUGGAGGCCCAGCUGUCCUGUGGGAUUCCCAACAAGGACUUGGUGGACGACACGGAGCCGGAGAACCGAGGAAGAACGAGCCGGAGGAAGAGGGUGGUGGGAGGAAUCCCGGCCAAUCCGACUCAGAUCCAGCGGCAGGUGGCGCUAGAGGAGAACCGCAGGAUCGACUGUGGAGGAGCUUACAUCGGCGGCUGCUGGGUCCUCACCGCCGCUCACUGCGUCAGAAACGGCUUCAACAGAGUGAAACUCUCCAGCAGAUGAAACCCCAUGAAGGACAAUGAGGAAACUGGUUUGACAUGAAAGUUACAUUAUCCUCUCUUUGCUUUGCAUCGUGAGAGCUUAUCCACCCCCUCAACAAAGUGAUKSGAACGGAAGGGUGGGGUCCGUGAUCUCCAGCUAGCAUCAGCUCCCAUGCCAAUCUGACAUGCUUAAAGAGGAGGAAGUGAUGCGUUUCCUGUCACCCCCCCUUCCUAUUGUGUCCCGUCCUUCAUAAUUAACCGCUGAUCACCCUCCAGAGACACACACAGGCGUAAAAAUCUAUGAUCUCCCUCCAUAUUCCUCUGCUUCCUGUUACUUAGUUACCAGUUGCCAUCAUUAUCCUGGGCCGCAUCUGUUUCCAUGGCGACCGUGCCCGUUCUGUCGUCUCCUGGCUACCUCUCGGCAGYGAGGUCCCGAUGGCCUGCAGCCACCCCGGGCCCCUGACCCCGCAGCUCGGUGCCCCUGCCCAGCGGAGCCGCACGGCUGUCACUGCGUGUUCACGUCCCGCCGCAGAACGCCGGGCCGCUCCAGACCGCCAGAACGCAGAACUUCUGGCCGCUUCUGCCCGUGGCGGCUGACAGGACGGGGAGUCACAGCCGAUAAAUAUGCAGCCAGCAUGAGCAGAAAGAGGCGACAGUAAACAGAGG